AUGCACUUGAAAGAUACCCAGAAGCUCGGAUGGAAGGAAAUUGCGUCUCAUUUCAAUAACAGAACGCCCAACGCGUGCCAGUUCCGUUGGAGACGGUUGAAGAGUGGUAAUUUGAAGAACCCUCCUAAAUCCUCCCAGGCGCUAGGGGGCCUUGCGGCCGCUGCCAUUGCAGCCGGUUCGGGCUCAGAUAGCGGGAACUCGAGUCCGGCUGGUUCUGUAUCGCUGGCGUCGAAGAAACCUCCGAAGAGACGCCAAUCCGAGUCUCUGACGCCGAGAAUUCCUUCUGUUUACUCUCCCCACGCCAACACGACGUUCACCGGCUACGAUACCGUUUCUACUGCUUUGGCAGGUCUAAAUGCCUUAUCCAACCAGAAUAGUGGCUCUCCUUCGGGUCCCAUAAAUACCACGUCACAUCCUCAAACGUUCGACAAUCUGCCUAAACUGGACGUGCCGUUAGACCCCCAGUCGGCUGCCGCCAGCGGCUCAAGCGGUGGAUACUUCACCGAAAUCUCCAUCGACCCUACACUGAACUUGCCACAUAACCAACCCCACCCAGUCCCCAGCCCACUGGGUAUCACCCCUAGAAAUUCUAACGUCGACCAGCAUCCCCCACACAUGCACAACAACUCGAUUAUUCAGAUUGUGCGUGAUGAUAGAACCUCGGUGCUGUCGCUGCGUCACUCUGUCCUGAGUCUUCCGUCAAAGUCUAUGAACAUUCCCCACCAUCAGCUGACGAAUAGCGCUUUAGCUCACUUGCCUAUCUUGUUCGGCGGCAACAGUAUAAGUGGUCCUUCUACGGGUGCCUCCGUGCUGGGUCCUUCCGGGCUCCCGCAUUUGGCUUCAACAUUAUCCAGUAUCCGUAAUGGUUCCAUUGUUGGUACUUCCCAGCCUCUCCGAAGACUGUCCAUGCUGGUGGUCCAUACUGAAAGACGGAACUCCGCACCUAAACCUUUGAAGAGGAGCGAGUCGACCGAAAAGAGUACUAAGGAACUCAGAGACAGUGAAAAGGAUAAAGGAAAGGAUAAAGCAGGAGGACGCAGUUCAAGUCAACCAAUUUUCAAGAUUCCGUGGUCUAUGGAGGAGGAUGAACUAUUGAUCAACCGUCGUCGUAAGGAGCUUUCUUUUGCAGAGCUUCUGAUCUUGCUUCCACAAAGAACCGAGGGAGAGAUCUGGGCACGUAUAGAUGCUCUUGAACGUCUUCGGAACGGACACAGGGCUCUGGUUUCUCGUGACCAUAUCCGUCGUAGACAGUCCCUGAUUGGCCUUGACGACGUCGAUGACUUUUAUGACGAGGUAGACUCUGUCAUUGGCGGUAUCGAUUCAGAUGAUGACGAUGAUGAUGAUGUACUACUAGAUGUGGACGACUCUAUUCCGGGUCAUAUCCGCCGGCAACGGAAAAGAAGAGCUUCCUCAGCGGUCAAUCCUCUCUCCGUGAGAGAAGGAAUUCGCCGGAAGCUCCACUAG
This is a messenger RNA of Candidozyma haemuli, 1464 nucleotides long. RefSeq names its product Dot6p (gene DOT6). The coding region runs from base 1 to 1464 and encodes 487 amino acids. The record is from RefSeq and is a predicted model, not a curated record. Lineage: Eukaryota; Fungi; Ascomycota; Pichiomycetes; Serinales; Metschnikowiaceae. The transcript has a single exon.